AUGGACCAUCAUUUUUUACCUCCUUCCCUCUGGACCAGUGAGGGUAAAUUCCUCCACCCCCACGCGACAGUCCUCUACUCCAGCGUACAUGUCACAUGCAAUAUCCCUGCUGGGGCACAGUUCGGCCCAUGCAUCCUUCAGAACACGUUCUAUGACACCAUCGCCUUUAUAGCGCUAAAAUCCUGCGACAAGAGAAGCAAAUCAUACGUGUUCAGGGUAAGUUAAUUUUAUAUUUAAUAACACAAUUUGGCUUGCAAGCUGGGAUACCACGCAGAGACAUAAGGAUGCCACACAGAGACUCAUAGGCUAAAUCAAAAUCUUCUUAAAAAAUAUAAACAACAAAAUGGCUUGUUCUACAAUGAGAUAUUUUUGUUGAUAUAGACAUUCAGUCAUCCAUAUACCAGUGGGAAAUGAUUGACCAGCCAUUACAUUUACACCUUUACAAAUUCCAAUCAAUUCAAUGUUUUCACCAUGAUUGAGGAGAGGUGAUACUCAUUUAAAUAUUGACAAUGAUGUCUCUAUGAAUGAAUAUUCAUAAUUAUUUCUCUGAACAGGUGGACCCAGAGGCUAUGCGGAGCUCUGCUCUCGUGCUGUCCUGGCUGCGGCUGGUGCAGGCAGCACGUGACCGGGAGGAGCAGAACACCGAAGCGUUCCUGAAGGGAGGCCAGCUGUAUUUCCGGACCACCAGGGACAUCCAUCAGGAAGAGGAAUUGUUGGUGUGGUAUGACCAGGAGCUGUCACAUCUACUGGGCUUCACUGACAUCUCAACCAGAGGACAUAAUGCCGGUGAGAGAAAUAGAGAAACUUGGGAAAGUGCUAUAGAAAUACAGCUCUUUAUCAGCACCCUAACCAAAAAGAUCCUAUCCUGUAGGAUUUUAUCUUAUAGGAUUCAAUACAAGAAUCCAAUGGAAGAAUCCUAUCAGAUUUUGGAACCAGUCCUAUUGGAAUCCUAUGGGAUUAUAUCCUAUAGGACUGGUUUCAAAAUCUGCUAGGGUUUUUCUAUUGGAUUCUUGUAUUGAAAUCUUAUUCAAUAAAAUCAUAUAGGAUAGAAUCCCAUAGGAAUCCAACAGGACUGGUUCCAAAAUAUGGUACGAUUUGUCUAUUGAAUUAUUGUAUUGGAAUCCUAUAAGAUAAAAUUCUAUAGUAUCCCAUAGGAGUCCAAUAGGACUGGUUCCAAAAUCUGGUACGAUUUGUCUAUUGAAUUAUUGUAUUGGAAUCCUAUAAGAUAAAAUCCUAUAGUAUCCCAUAGGAGUCCAAUAGGACUGGUUUCAAAAUCUGAUAGGAUUGAAUCACUCCCAUAUUGUGCUGGUAUGUUGAAGAGGUUGAGAACCUCAGGGAAUUAUUACUGGUGUGAGUAGGCGAAGAGAUGAAGAUUGUGCUCCGUAGAGACAUGGGAGAGAGACUGUUCCUCAGUUUACUGGUCUGAUUGCAGUUUAACAUAAAUGUUCAGGUUUCUGUGCCAUAUUUAGCUGUGAGAUUGUCUAAUAAAGCUCCAUAUUACAUUAUUUUAGCGCUAAGUUCCUGUACGUGGACUGUAUGUGUUACUAUAUUACACAACCUCACGUUUUGACCACAGAUUAGUGAUGUUAGUAUAAACAUUUAUAGUAAUCACUACACAAAAUGGAUUGCUUAAAACAGAUCAAUAUCAUUGGUUUUGUACCGUUGAUUCUGUCAUACGUGCCGGCGGUCGAAUUCUACUAUCAUUUUCAAACUCAAAUGGCAGGGAAAAUUCGGGGCGCAUGCUCUAUAAAACUUGCUUGCAUCACACCAAUACAUACAUUUGAGAGUCAAACUAUCACUCAAAUAACAGCCGACCCUUGUCACUAUUGAUAUCCAAUGGCGGGUCGUGAUUCGUUGAAGUUAAAUAACAAAGCAACUGAUUUGUUUCCUUACCCGUUUUAGCAGCCUUACAAAACUUCCAUCCGACAUUCUAGAAUUUAGAUGAUUUUCUUCAGCAAAUUCUCUUCUAACCAUUGCUAUUCAAAUUAUUCUCAGAUUCAGUGUGGCCUUUGAAUAGUGUUAGUUUAAACAGUGCAUACACACCAAAUGUCUGCCACUGCUCUAUAGAUUUCAAAUGUAUAUGAGUGAUUAACAAAAUAGUGUUGCGUUUAGCUUUCUGCGUUGGCGACCCACUUGAAACAAAAUGCAACAAUCCAAAAUGUAGCUGGCUGUCUUCUACAAGUUGUCCUCUAACCAGUGAUAUACAUAUUAUUCCCAGAUAUUUGUUGUUGUUGUGAGGUUAGUUUGAACAGGAUGUGCAACCCGACUCCCCCCCUCUUGUUCUAUUGAUUUCAACAUGACAUCAAUAUGAGUGAUUGAUUGACAAAUAAGUGUUUGUGUUGUGUUUCCGUUUCGGUAACCCCCAAAUCAAAAUGCAUCACGCCAAAAUGUAGCUGGUUGUCUUUAGCAGAUUCUUCUCUAACAAGAGUUGCAAACAAUAUUUCCAAUUUCACAUGUGGUUUUUGAGUUGUGUUAGUUUCAACAGUGCAUACAACCUGAUUUCCCCCUAAUCAAUAUGAGUGAUUAAUUGCCACUUGUCAAAGCAACAGGUGGGGAGCUGAACUUGGUAGUUAAUUAACACUGCAAGACCUGCUAGCUGUGAUGUCAUCAAUCACUCUUAAAGGGACAGCUUUCUUAAAGGUGAAUAAAACAGAAAUUAAUAUAGAACUGUUGUUUCUGAUCAACGAAAAUAUUGUUAUUAAUGUUGUUGUAUUGUACUAGAACUUAUGACAACAACUUAUAAUUUAUUGGGUUCAAUUUAGAAAAAAAGUUCUAACAGGAUUCUGAUUGGGGUGACAAAAUCCUACAAGAAUGAUCAAAACCUAUAGGAUCCAAUCGGACUACAUUUGAUUUCCAAUAGGAAAGAAAGUACUCCAAUAGGAUUCUGAUAGAGGUGACACAAAACCCUAUAGGAAUGUGAGAAUCCUAUAGGAUUCUAUUGGAAAAAUAAUUAAUCCUAUAGGAUAUUUUGACAAGGGCAUCUGCAUCUUUUUCAUGAUCAUCCUCAAAAGAUAGGCCUACUAAUGUUACCCUUGUUGUUUUGUUGUUUCAGAAUUUGUCAGGAGUUUUGUUGUAGCCUGUGCGUAAAUGCGUAAUGGAACUGACAAAAUGAAGAGACGUACUGAAAAUGUUCAAACAUAUGUGGACUAUUGUUAUUUAUUUACAUUAUGUCUGACUUCAUUUUGCACCAAUGUGUUUUGUAAUGUACAUAUUAACUAACAAAAUGUAUAUAUCUUCACAGAGCUCAAAUGCGCAAAAUGUAACCAGGUCUUCAAGAACGAGCAUCCCUACUUGGCCCACUGCCGCUUCCUGUGCGCGCAGGUGAAGAAUGACAUGCCGAGCAGAGAGGCCUACGAACACAAACACAUGGAAAUAAAGCGGCAACACCGCAUCACAGACUUCCACAACAUCGCCAGGGAUCUGGAACGUAAAAAAUCCAGCGCCAGCGAGGAAGCAGAGAUUUCUCUGCGGAAAAGGAAGCACCAGGAGACGGAUUACCCCCGAUGGAGGAAACCGGUGUUACUGGAGAAAACCAAUAUCUUGAAUGACAACAUCACACAGAUAACCAGAGACUACCACCUCAUUGCGCCAGAGUCAACUGGCUCUGCCUUGAAACUGAAGGCGGAGAAGUACCAUAUCAAAAGGGACCGAGUGGAAUGUAAAAAUAGUGCGUUUACAGAAGUAGGAGCAGCGAAAAUUAGUUUCAUACACGAACAAGAAAAACCAACAGAUUCUGAGACAGUGAUGGAGAUGAGCUCUGGUUUGAACGCAAACAGCAGUGUGUUUUCAUUCGUUCUGCGCAGUGGACAGGAGGAGCAGAAAAGUGCUUUCUGUAAACCCAGUAAAAGGACUUCUUCUAACCGCUCUACAGCUCACCCAUCCAACACACCUGCCCCAUCGAACUACCUAGAGGACGUGAGAGACAUUUUUACCUCAAAGACUGUUCUGGGAUACAACAAUUUGUUGGCAUCUAAUAUGUUGAAUGGUGAUUUACCUGGCGCACAGACCCUACCCACACCGGUUACUGGCAACGCUUUUCCCUACCCUCCAGAGCACUGGUCCAGGAGCAUUGGAGCCCAACUACAAAGCACGUCAUCGAUUCUUCCUCCAACAUUUAGCUCCUUUGGGGUGUCAGUGCAGAACUGGUGCGCCAAGUGUAACCUCUCCUUCCGCAUGACUUCAGACCUGGUGUUCCACAUGCGCUCCCACCACAAGAAGGAGUUUGCGGCGGAGUCCCAGGUGAGGAGGCGAGAGGAGAAACUCACCUGCCCUAUCUGCCAUGAGUUCUUCCGGGAACGGCACCACCUGUCACGCCACAUGACGUCUCACAAUUAA
Coregonus sp. 'balchen' is the source of this 4335-nucleotide messenger RNA. The record is from the annotation of a GenBank genome assembly. Lineage: Eukaryota; Metazoa; Chordata; Actinopteri; Salmoniformes; Salmonidae.